CAGGUCUUUCUUCUCCAAGUAAUUAGGUCUCCGCAGCCACACCUUAACCUUCUAAGAGGCAAGGAACCCUUCCACUAAAGCUCCGCCAGCAGGAACGUUGCCAAAGUCCAUCACGACUCUUUGAGCAGCCCGAGUUUCUUUAGUGCCUCCUUGCGAGAUUCCUCGGUUGCCCCCCGGCCAGAAAACUGCACUGUGAUACCUUGGGGGCGAAACAUGGCGGCGGAUCUGCGCUUGGCAUCAGAGGGAGAUGGGGCUCGCGUCGCAGCCACUGCGCCAGUGUUUGGGUGCGAGGUCUGAGGGUGUCUCUGCGCAGGGGUCGGAGGUGGGCCUUUGAAAGCCCCGGGUCGACUGUCCGUGGGUCGGUGCAUCCCGGUAGAGGGGUUGAUGGUCCGGCUCUUGCCCCCGUAACUGUUGAGCUCGGCGGGUAGGGGCUGGGGUUUGGCGGGCAAGUUGUGAUUCACGUCAAUGUGGGAGCUGAGGAUGUCGGGAAGGUCGCCUCUGGUCAUGACUCCAGUUGCAGGGUUCAGGACUUUGGACUUGCCUCCAUAGCUGUUGAACUCACUGGGGUUUGCCAGUGCAGAAGGAAGGACUUUGGCUUCUGGGCUUGUCGGAGGUGUCACGGGUUCGUUCUUUGGGGGGCCUGGAGUGACCACAACGGAUUUACCUCCAAAGCUAUUCAAUUCCAGAGAUAUGAUGUCUGACUGAGAGGGGGUGGGAAAGGUUUUCUCCUGUCGAGGUGGGCUCAGUGGAGGCUUUCUAUCGUCAAAGCUUCUGGGAGACUCGAAAGACAGAUUCUCUGCUUUUUGUACAUACAUUUGGCUUUGUAGCAACGGUGGGACCUUGGAGUCUGGCACAUAAAUGCUAGUCUCUGUUGGCCGAACCUUGGUCUCCAAAGGACGAGUGACACUGGUCUCCACACUCGAAACAGGACUCGGUGCCAUGCUGUCAACGGUAUCAGGGACAAAUAUCCCUCCUGACAUGGCUCGGUUCCUGGCCAGGCCCAGCUUCGACAGUGCUUCCAUCCUGGUUUUCUCGGGUGUGGGGUCCUUGAAGGAAAUGCUGCGGGUUGGGGCAUUUCGCAAUUUGUGCGCAAAAGUCAGCUUGGAAUCCUCCUGCAAGAGAGACUGUGGUGCUCCUGUCAGAUUCGACAGCAUCAGCGCCCGCCUGUCAUGGAGGUUCACGUUGGCCACCGGUUGAUCCUGGAGCUCUUUGUUGCCAAGAAUCCUACUGAUAUUGGCAGGGUAUCUGGUAGGCUUUGCAAAGGUAGGAGGACCCUGCUUUGUGGGGGGAUCUCCGCAGUGGCCUGGUGACUUUUCACCCUCCUGGCUGUGCUGACGCUGGAGUAAAGACGAACUGUUGGUUGCGCCCAUUGCCUGGUUCUCGGCUAUCUUCUUGGCAAUGAGGACAGGUGUGGGGACAGAGCCUGCUGGGUGGUAGGAGUGACCAUCUGUCGGCUCGUAGCCGGCAGAGUGGUCCUGUGGAUCAUGUCUUGGUUUUAUCUCAAAUUGUCUCUUGGGGUUCAUUGCCAUCCCCUGGAAAUCUGAGAGGAAGACAAUUCAAGAUGCUAAGACUCAAUUUCAAUUGAUUUUACUGAGCACAAGAAAUACGGUCACCUGGUCACCACCUCUUCCAGCUCCUUCUCUCCAUUUUCUUUUCCACUUAUCCUCACUAGGGUUGCGGGCGUGCGGGAGCCUAUCCCAGCUAUCUUCGGGCAAGAGGCGGGGUUACACCCUGAACCGGUCGCCAGCCAAUCGCAGGGCGCACAGAAACAAACAACCAUUCGGACUGACAUUCACACCUGCGGGCAAUUUAAGAGUCCUCAAUCAACCUACCACGCAUGUUUUUGGGACGUGGGAGGAAACCGGAGUAACCGGAGAAAACCCACCCAGGCACGGGGAGAACUGGUAUCAAACAAUGCAAACUAAAACAGGCAGACAUUCCAACAGCUUCUUCCCUCUUGCCAUUAACUUCUUAAACAGUAAACUUACAAUUCCUUUGUAACUUGCUGGCAAUUUUGUCUUGAGAUUGCUGUCACAUCUCUGUCGGGCCAAUUAUACAUGACUCGUGCGCUCACUGUCGUAGUCUCGCCACCCUGCACUACUUGCAUAUCUAUUGUUGACCAAUACUGGCCACUCAUGUGCUUGCCGUAUCUGCACCAUUUGCACAAUUGACACUUUACCAGACUAUUGCGCUAUUAGUCAUUUCAAACUGCUCUAAAGUAUCAGCAUUACCACAUUCCUGGUAACCUUUCAUUGCGCAGUCUCUCUCCGUACUGUGUUUUUAUGCGUCAAAAGUAUUUUCUCUCAACCUUGUGUGUUUUUGACAUGAUUUUGAUUCUGAUGAAGUACCUGGACUGGUAGGGUUGAAGCUCGGUAGUUUGGCAAGCAUCAGUUCUGGAUCUGGGCGGACCAGGUCUAUAAUAUCCUGCUCUUUAGCGCUGAGACGUCUGGUUGUUCUCGAGGGUGCUGUGCAGAGAUCAAGGGUUGAGGGCGCUCCGUCCAUCUCGUCGGAAAGAAGGCUUCCGCUUGCCGGAGACUUGACGAGUCCGGCCCGGAGCUCGUCCUCCUCCAGGCUGUUCUCCAGUGAGCCUAUGGUCUCCUCGAAGAACUGGAGGCACUCCUUCUCCUCCGGGCUCAGAAAGCGCAGCGUGUCUUCGUCCUCCGCAUUUAAAAAAUAAAUAAAUAAAUAAUAAAAUAAAUAAAUAAAAUCACAAAAUGUUUACGAGUGACUUGGCGACUCAAACCGACAGGAGAUCAACGCGCAAGUACUGCGUUCGGCCAGCGUCUGCAAUCUUGUCACCCAGAAGUGGCUCGGGACGCAAAAAGGAGGGCGGGUGGAACCGGUCGGGGCGGCGUCGCGUGUUGUGCGAUUGCCGCAACUGUGCGCGUUUUGUGUAAACAGCCUGAAUCAUUUGACGCGCUUAUUGUUUGGAGAACAGAACAAAGCUGCUCUGUAACUGUGCCGUCGUCGGCGCCCCAACAGACGCUUGACUGACACCCGGAACGAAGUCGGCGUGUGUUUAUUACAGUGAAUUCAUUUUUCACAAAUGCACCUAUUGAUGAUUAAUCGCGGUCAGUCCGUAUUCCCCACAGGGGUUUACUGUUUGAACAAACUACAGGAGAGGCAAGAACAAUAAUAACUGUUGGAAUGGCCAUGCGAGUGCCGUCUCAGUUCAUGCCUCUGUGUCAAAACAUGCUACUCCCUUUUUAUUAUGAGUAGUAUUUAUUCCAAUCAACAUUCCAGACUGAAUUCAUCUUAAAGUGAACAAAUGUUGGAUAGAAAUACUUAGUUACGGAUGUAGAUUUUACCGGUAUUUGUUCCUUACUUGAGCGAUCGAUUGAGAUCUUCGAGUCUACAAAGGCGGAAAAAAACAGGUACAGCUGUAAAAAGUAACGAGGUGGUUUUCCAGUGGUGCUCACCCGUAGCCUGGAGCUCCGAUCCAACGCGCCGUUGACUCUGGAGCGCCGCUGGUUGUCGGCCAUGUCCAGGAUGAAGGUAGACGGGCUCAGCCGGGUUUGGGACAUCUCCGGGGGCGGCUACUAGGACGGAAGCGGAAUCAUGUCUGCGCCUCGCGCCGAGGAGUCACCGGAUCAUCGCGUCGCCUCGAUCUGGGGAGGACACGUCAAGGGCAAAAAAGUCCCACUUGUGUUGCUGCCUCCUGACUCCACCUCGACUUAAGACGAACAAACAACAAGCCCCGCCCAUCGCUGCCGGCAGCAUGCGUGUGACCGAGGUGCGCGUGCGCGUGGGAAGUGGAGCCCACUUAUGGAUUUUUGGGAAACAUCCCUUGUUUUUACUCAGUGGUCAUUGAACGCACCAUCCCGGAGUUACCUGUGCCGGGGCUGCGUCAACGAACGCCGCCGACGAGCGUCGUUGGUCGGCUUGGAGGUGGCCCGCCGCCCGGCUUCUGUCUACGCACAUGUCCGCAACGCCAGUUGCGCUUUCUUUUGCCCAUCGACAGCGGCUCGAAGGCCUCUCCGUGCCACGUGACCCAGUAAUUGGAUCCAGACCGUCCAACAUUUACAGUGUCAGCUUACCGUGGCUUCUCCGGGAUUGGUCUCCAUGGCGAUGGACGGGCCAGAGUCCAUCGACGCAUCAAGUCUACGAAAAGCCGUCUGAGCGUUUAUUCCAUACCCUUGACGUCCACCUUAAGCUCCAUCCUGAAUAUGAACCAGAGCAGCAGCUGCCAUGGCCUGCAGCAGCGCUCCCACUAAUGCCGAAACCCUGGAAGGCUUCCACGAGGUCAACCUGGCCUCGCCCACCACGCCCGACCUGCAGAACCAAGCGGAACAGCGCCCGCCCGCCUGCCACAGCGCGCCUCCCACGUCCCUGUACCGCACCCACUCGCUGGGGGCGCCGCCCGCCGGCCUGCGGGCCGACCAGCUGCCCACGCGGCCCGUCUACGCCACGCCGCCGCACGCGCACAAUGGGAGCGCGCAGGGCCCGGAGGCGGACUCGGCCGAGGGCAACCUCCUGCCGAGCGACGACGGCGAGGAGUGUAGCGCCCUAAGCGACAGCCUGGCACGACUGCGCAGCCCCUCGGUCAUGGAGGUGCGAGAGAAAGGAUACGAGAGGCUCAAGGACGAGCUGGCCAAGGCGCAGAGGGAGCUGCUGUUGAAGGAUGAGGAGUGUGAGAGGUUGUCAAAAGUGCGAGACCAGCUGGGCAUGGAGCUGGAGGAGCUGACCGCCAGCCUCUUCCAGGAGGCCCACAAGAUGGUGAGGGAGGCCAACGUCAAGCAGGCCAACGCAGAGAAGCAGCUGAAAGAAGCUCUGGGCAAGAUUGACGUCCUCCAAGCUGAGGUGCAGGCCCUGAAGACGCUGGUUCUGUCUUCGCCCACGUCCCCCGUGGGCGAGCUCCCCAACGUGGGCGGCGGGGGGAAGACGCCCUUCAGGAAGGGCCACAGCAGGAACAAGAGCACCUCCUCCGCCAUCCUGGGAACCCAGCCCGACCCGUCGGCCACGCAGCCCAUCGUCCGCGAGUGCCGAGAGGCGGACGCGCAGCUGUUCACGGAAUUCAAGGCCUGGAAGGAGGAGCCCACGCUGGACCGCAGCUGCUGCUUCCUGGAACGAGUUUACCGCGAGGACAUCUACCCGUGCCUCAGCUUCAGCAAGAGCGAGCUGGGUUCAUCCAUCCUGGAAUCCGUGGAGCAGAACACACUCAGCGUGGAGCCGGUGGGAUUCCAGCCGCUGCCCGUCGUCAAGGCCUCGGCCGUCGAGUGCGGCGGACCAAACGGGCGAACGUCCGAGCUGGUCUUGAAGUGUGCCCUGAGUGGUCAGACCAAAACCUGCAAGCACAGAAUCAAGUUCGGGGACUCGUCCAGCUAUUACUUCGUGUCCCCGUACUGCCGAUACCGAAUCACGGCCGUGUGCAAUUUCUUCACCUACAUUCGUUACAUCCACCAGGGGCUGGUCAAGCAGCAGGACGCUGAACAGAUGUUCCGGGAGGUGAUGCAGCUGCGCAGGGAGAUGUCCUCGGCCAAGCUGGGCUACUUUAAAGACAACCUGUGACUGACCGACCCCCGGCGACCCCCCCGCGUUUGUGCGUAAGAUGGCAAAAGCGGUCGGGGUUCAUCACCACACCGAACGCUCGGCAGUGUUAUGUUGACGCCAGUUUUGUUCACAUUUCGUACCGUUUCAAAACAUUGGAGAAAACAAAACAAAAAAAAAGUAUCAAAAUUGAGCUGACUCCUCCAAGUGAUGACAUUUCAGAUACUUUGCCGACUUCGUUGCUCGAGGGUCUCCCACUGACACUGGAGGUUCUUGUUUGGCGGUUUACAAACAAUUGUUUGAGUUGUGUUCACAAAAAGUGGAACGUUUCUGGAACAUUCCUGCUCAGUUUCCAUGGCAAGUUGAGCUGGGGAAUUUUGGAAAGACUGUUUUCAUGGGAAUUGAGGGUGUUUGAAUGGGAGGGUAGCACAUGCAGGCAUAAAUAUUACUUUUGGUCAUAAUCAGGCAUCCAUGCAAAAUCGAUAGCUCUCGCGGGUAUUACGCUACCUUAAUUGCUCCGUUUUGUUUCUUCCCCAAGGUUUCCUCAAGGUACUGUUGUACUCGAAUGAAUUCUCCUUUUUGUAAAUUCCUGGUUUGUUCUCUUAAUUCCCAUGGAAAAUGUCCAACUCUGAAAAUCCCCAUAAAUUGGCAACCCCCCGUUGUACUGCAGAAUGAUGACUCCAGUUUUGAAGUGUGCGUCAUGAAAGUUGCGUUGAAGCUUGAUUUCAAAGGGUGACUUGGGCGUUGCAAAGAUGAUCUCAUUUUCAUUUUGCAGAAAAUGUUAUCAUGUAUUUAUCACAAAGGAAAAUGAACACUAAGCCCCCAAACACGGAAGGACUUGGGCAAAAAAAAAAAAAAAAAAAUAAAUAAAGUUUUUGUUUUUUUUAAGUUCAACAUGUUUGUGUGUGUGGGACUUUGCAUUUUGUUCCAGUGAACCCGACUCCUCUUCCUGUCAUUCAAAGUCGAUGUCACUCCUCUCCCACUUUGGUUUAGUGCCUUUUCUCUCACUCUCAAAUAAACAAAUGAAAAA
Molecule: messenger RNA, 6517 nt
Organism: Phycodurus eques (leafy seadragon)
Lineage: Eukaryota; Metazoa; Chordata; Actinopteri; Syngnathiformes; Syngnathidae
Gene: rab3ip
Product: RAB3A interacting protein (rabin3)
Exons: 16
Coding region: 4189-5508 (439 amino acids)
Biological process (GO): exocytosis
Cellular component (GO): Golgi to plasma membrane transport vesicle
Molecular function (GO): guanyl-nucleotide exchange factor activity
Source: RefSeq, a predicted model, not a curated record